AUGGUUCCUUUGGUAAAAACAUUUUUGUCGACACUAUGUCUUGUAGGCAUAGUGUCAGCCCGUUACUCGAAUGGCACUACCCCCAGUUCAGCGACGGUACCUCAACCCUCGCCUACGGCCUUCUUUUCCAGUGUUCAUCUAGUUGAUUCUUAUACAGGAAGCAACAUUUCUAAUGAUAAGGAACAUUGGUUCUUGAUAGAAGCAGAGAUUUAUGUGUCUGCUGGGUUUGAUGGCGAACUCUAUCUUAACGCACCCCAAAGCUUGGAAGGCUUCGCCAACGGCUCUUUCGAUUUGGUGCAAAAUGUCACAAGUGUCGGAAGUGUUACGAGAAACGCUUCUAACGUUUUCACGAUACGACCAGACGUGUCCGACACAGAUCGCUCAUCUACUUUCAACGUACUUGCUCAUCUAUCUGCUGGAACAAAGUCAAUUAUUGAUAGUCCGCAAACUGUGGAUUUCGAAUUUGAACUCUCACCAGGCUCGAAACUAAUCCAGCCUAUUGACUUUAUCGCUCAAGACCUCUCAAAGUCUCAAACGAAUGCUCGUGUUGGCACUGAUAAUAGCAUCACCUACACGCUGGACGUUCCGUUCAGCGAGUAUCCUGGAGAGCUCAAUUUCGCGGCUUCGUUUUCCGGCAAAGAUGCCUUCACUUUCGAUACGUCAUUGACGUCUGUCCAAGUUGUUACUGCUGUCGAUGCUUUCAACCAGCCCACUAAAGCCAUAAACCUGACCGCUGUCGAAGACAAUUCUGAUGCAUCUGCGAUCAAUUUAAGUCUGGAGUCACAGAUAAGCGGGGGUAUAUUCAUUCGGAUAAGUUACACUACUACACCAAUCGAGAAUGUGGCAUCUGUUGAAACAGUUGCAACUCUGAAUUAUCCUUCCCUAUCCACCUACAAAAGAGAUAUCUCAAUCACUUUCGAAGAUCUCGUGGUGCUCGAAGCUACUUCUAACCUAGAUAACUUUGGCGAACAGGUCUUCGUCGUGACCGGCUCUGGUUCAUUCCCCACUGUUACGGCCACCAACUUCUCUAGCUCAGCUACAGCGGCUUCUGCAUCGGCGGUGAACGCAACUGUUGGCACUGUUGUCUCAAAUUCUGCUAACAUGAGCUCCCUUCUUGUCACUAUUACUCCAACAGCUAAUUUUACUUCUGCAACAAGCGGCACCCCUUUUGAGACACACAAUUCAACAAUAAACACUGGUGCAAGUCUCACUUCAAUCUCGGGCGUUGCCUCAAUCACUUCACCACCCAUUCAGCAAUCAUCUGUGAAUGCUUCCAACACAACUGUCGUGACUUCGAAUAGCAACGGUGUUGUUCUAACGUACUCGGUGGUCACACGUACAAGCGAUGGGCAAUACGAUGUCUUCACAAGCUUCUUUCCCAUAGCAACAUUGCCUUCACAGUCUCAAGCUAAUUCCACUGGCGUUAACUCCGACUCGCUUUACAUCGUCAACGCUACAAGCCCCUCUACUAAGGUCUACCCAACUCAAACGGUUUUCAACAGAACAGUAAGUGGCGAAGUUUCUGUUUUCACAUCACUCAUUCCUGUUGCAACGGUUGGCGCCAGCAAAAGCAGUACUGCAUGCGCACUUUCUUCGAGCAGUAGUUCACACGAUGUUUUAGUUUUAGCAUCGAUUACCGGAAGCUCUUCUUCUAAGAGCACUGCUGGAGUCAAGACGCAAUCCAGGAAAAAAGCUAGUUCUUCAAGCACAGAGUCUGGCGCAUCGCAAACUACAGAAUUUCAGACCAGGGCCUAUUUAACUUAUUCGGUGGUGACUACUACCAGUGAUGGGAAAGUGUUUGAGUACACUAGUUGGUUCCCAACUUCGACGCUGUCACCUGAAGUUCCUGUCAAAUCCCAAAGUGUUUCAGCAGCAGGCGCGCCCGCGUUAUCUACAACUGAGAGCAAGAAUUUGGUGGCUACAACUUUGACCCAAAUCAAAGGUGGCCAGAUAUCUCUUAUCACAACUAUGGUUCCUGUUGAGACACAGACAAUUAAAAGCAGCGAACUAUCUGCUUCCCAGUCUGCCGCCUCCAGAAAACCUGCACAGUCAUAUUAUUCUACAGUUGUGAACACCACUAUUCUGAAAACCACAGGAUCUGUCACUCAGUCUCUCACAACUAGCUACGGUGUUUCCGCGGAACUUCUAGCUUCGGCACAGUCAGAGAUAGUUUCAACUUCUGAGUCUCUUAUUGGUGCCGCCACUCUCUCUUCUGGCACUGCGAAGACGCAAAGCACGGCUCCAUCCAGAAUCGACAACAGCUUCAAUACAGCCUCAUCCGUUCUUGCUGUGACAAAUACUGGUGUGUCGACAAGGGUCUCACAAGCUACUCAGGGCGAGCUCCUGACAACCUACGAAAACCCCAUUGGCGCUUCUACACUAGCGACAGCUGCUACCGGUGCGCAACAAGACACAUCGGUUUCGAAAUCCAUGGGAGCUUUGGUGCAAACGCAGUCAAGUCUAGAGCCUACCGCCAGUCGUUCUACUCUAUCUGGUUCUUAUACGAUCGAGUACCAAAGUCAGACUUCUCAGGCUUCCUCGACACGAGUUUUAUCGACCUUCGAUGGUGCGGGUGCCCAGCUGCGAGCUAGCAUUUUUGGCUCGAUAAUAUCGAUUCUUGCACUCUUGUUGUGA
Messenger RNA from Lachancea lanzarotensis, 2634 nucleotides. RefSeq names its product LALA0S13e02080g1_1 (gene EGT2). The record is from RefSeq and is a predicted model, not a curated record. Bases 1 to 2634 code for a protein of 877 amino acids. The transcript has a single exon. Lineage: Eukaryota; Fungi; Ascomycota; Saccharomycetes; Saccharomycetales; Saccharomycetaceae.